AUGAAAUUAGUUUCAGUUCUUCCUUCACUACUAUGCUUACAAAUUUUCACCGCCUUAGUAAUAGCAAAUACUAACAGAACAAGAAUUGCGAAAAGCUUAAACUAUAAUAAUCAAGGCUUUCAAGAAAAGUCAGAUAAUCAAUGUGACUGCUCAAGCAAUGGUCGAUGUGUUAAUAACAGAUGCCGCUGUAAUUCUGGUUAUAUUGGUUCGCAAUGUGAAACUCGUUGUUCACCGGGAUUCUUUGGAUUAAACUGUUUGCAAAAAUGCAAUUGCCUUAAUGAUGCUGAUUGUGAUGCAAAUGAUGGAACUUGCGCCUGUAGAAAAGGAUUCACUGGACGGGACUGUUCUCGUAUUUGCCCAAUAAGAACCUUCGGCGACGAUUGCAAAGAGAGUUGCAAAUGUGAAAAUGGAGCCUCGUGUAAUGUUGUUACAGGAGAAUGCGAUUGUACAUCACUUAUGGGCUUUACUGGCAGCACAUGUGCAGAAGAAUGUCCUGAAGGUUAUUGGGGCCCUGACUGUAUGUAUAAAUGUCCGCGAUGUAAGAAUAACGGCAAAUGCAAUAGGAAAACGGGUUUAUGCGAUUGUGGACCUGGCUACUUUGGCGUCUUAUGUCAAGAGAUAUGUCCUAGAGAUAAAUAUGGCAAAAGUUGCAGUCAAAGUUGUAACUGCAAUACAGAUGUCAAUGGACAGAGAGCAACUUGCGAUCCAGUCAAUGGUGAAUGCUAUUGCCCACCAGGAACAGAAGGCCGUGAUUGCACUAGGUCUUGCGAAAUUAACAAAUUCGGCGAAGAAUGCUCUUCGACAUGUCGAUGCGAUGUAGCUAAAGGAGAUUUUUGUGAUCGAGCGACAGGGGAAUGUCGAUGUAGGGCAGGAUUUACUGGUUCUGACUGUAAAACUAGAUGCUCUGCGAAUGCAUUCGGACCAGAUUGCCAAUUUAAAUGCACUUGUGUUCAUGGAAGUUGUGAUUCUCAAACUGGCUCAUGCUACUGCCAUGAAGGUUAUACUGGACCUCGCUGUUCAGAACGCAAACCGACUGAGUUAAAAUUUAAUCGCAAUAAAUUAAUUGAUAAUAAAGGAAAUAAAUUACUUGUUUCAUAUCCUGUAGUCUACGUCAGACCAAACCCUAAAGUCUUUCAGAAUCGAAAGCAAAAAAUUAUAUUAAUUAACAACAACAAGCGUCCAUCCUUUGGUCGUAAAAUUAUUAGGAAAAUUCCUCGAAGACAUCGCUUUAAAGUAUUGAAACGUAGAAAGUAUUACUAA
Messenger RNA from Trichoplax adhaerens, 1260 nucleotides. RefSeq lists its product as uncharacterized. The transcript has 8 exons. Lineage: Eukaryota; Metazoa; Placozoa; Uniplacotomia; Trichoplacea; Trichoplacidae. The record is from RefSeq and is a predicted model, not a curated record. Gene Ontology annotation, molecular function: scavenger receptor activity. Bases 1 to 1260 code for a protein of 419 amino acids.